Messenger RNA from Fusarium pseudograminearum CS3096, 2100 nucleotides. RefSeq lists its product as uncharacterized. Gene Ontology annotation, molecular function: RNA binding. Gene Ontology annotation, cellular component: nucleus. The transcript is spliced from 6 exons. The coding region runs from base 1 to 2100 and encodes 699 amino acids. Lineage: Eukaryota; Fungi; Ascomycota; Sordariomycetes; Hypocreales; Nectriaceae. The record is from RefSeq and is a predicted model, not a curated record.
AUGGCUUCCGCUGUCGCGGAUUUAGAGGCUGGUCUUCAGGCCAUGCUCAACCUAAAACCACCAGGUGUAUCUGGAUCUCGCAUCACCAGUUUGACAUCACUUUGUGUUUCCAACAUUCAGUCCGAAUCAGUCCUUAUUCAAAAAAUCUUCACACACUUCAAAAAGGCACCUGGAACACACAAGUUGGGGGUACUCUACGUCGUAGACUCUGUAACCCGAAAAUGGCUCGAGCAAGCCAAGGCACAGGCGCAGGCAAUAGACAGCUCUGCCCCGGAUGGAACCUACGCCGCUGGCGUCAACCGAGUGACAGAACUCAUGCCUGUUUUGAUGAAUGACAUCCUGCAAUCCGCCCCCAAAGAACAAAAGGACAAGAUUAAGAAACUCCUUGACAUCUGGGAGAAGGGUCAGACAUUCCCUACACCAAUGCUCGAGUCUUUCAAAGAAAAGCUCAACGCACCACAACAAAAUGAGUCGACAACUCCUCCUGGCAGCCCACCUGCGAACGCCCUCGGUUCAGCUCGAGGCAGCGCUUCUGCUACUCCCGCUCCUUCAGCACCUGCUGCCCCUCCGGCUGCUAGUGGUUCAUCUAUUCUUGAGGCUCUAGCUAACAUCGCUCGUCAAAACACGAGUGCGCCCCCGGCUAACCCCCCUGUGCCAGCUCCUACAGCAUCGUAUAAUAUGCCUGCUUCUGGGACACCUCAGCCAGUGCCAUCUGCCAUGCCGCCCGUAUCGUAUCCUUCAGCAUCGCAGCCUGUGAGCAUGCCAUCCAUGCCCUACGGUAUGCCGCAUAUGGCGGCCCAAAAUGGAUAUGGAGGCUCUCCUAUAAACAAUCCGAGUAACCCGCCUCCUAACCCGCUUAAUGGGGCCUUGGCUGGAGCCGCUGCUGCGGCCCCUGGUCUUGGUCUUGAUCCAAAAGCCCAGCAGCAGAUCAUGUUGAUCAAGGCGCUGGCUGACCAAGGUGUUCCAUUUGAUAAAAUUCCCGCUCUGAUCCAGAGCAUGACUGGCGUUGCCGUAGGCGGUGUCGCUCCCCCGGCUCAGCAAUCUAUGCCGUAUGCUCAGAACUCUCCUGCUCCUGCCCAGCCUGCAUGGGGUUCUCUUGUAAGCAAGCCAGACGAUUCGCGCAUGCCAGGGUAUGGUCAUACAAGGUCUCCUCCUAGAUAUAAUGGACGUUCCCGCUCGCGAUCCCCCGACCGUGGCUGGGGUGGUGUUCGUGGCUCGCCUCGAAACGGACGUGAUCGCCUAGACUACGGACGUGACUCUCCUAACCGUGGCCGUCAAGAUGAUCGCCGUGGGGCUGAUUAUCGCCAGCGUAGCCCUCACGGUCACCGAGGUCGAAGCGAAACUCCCCUUCAUGAUCAAGGCCCGGCCGAGAAGUGGGUUGAGUACGAUGCAAACCUUCCAUCAGGACAUAUCAAAGUUUUUAGCCGGACGCUUUUUGUUGGCGGUGUCACUUGCUCCGAGAGUGAAUUGCGCGGCAUCUUUGGUCGUUUUGGUACUGUGCAGACAUGUAUCGUAAAUAAGGACAAGCGACAUGCAUUCGUCAAGAUGCUAAGCCGACAGGAUGCUGUCGCCGCCAAGCAGGGUACUGAGGAUUCCCGUAACUUGGAAGUGCCUCUUCGUACUCGCUGGGGCGUUGGCUUUGGUCCUCGGGACUGCAGCGACUACUCGACCGGUGUCAGCAUUAUCCCUAUCCACAAGUUGACGGAAGCCGAUCGCAAAUGGAUGGUGACCGCACCCUAUGGUGGUAGCGGUGGGCGUCCGAUUGAGAGUGGCUUGUCGGUGGAGGAGCCCGAUAUUGAGAUUGGCGCAGGAGUAUCAUCAAAGGCCAUCAGCCGGCGCAUGCAGACAGACAAGGGUGGUAGUAACGGGCCUAAGUCAACUCGCAACCGGGACGAGGACCUUUCUCGAUGGCGCCGAAGCCGAGAUAACGGCAGCAACAGUGGCAGCAACAGCGGCAGCCACCAUCGCCGAGACGAUCACCGUGAUCUUCCACAAGAAGGACAGGGCUCGAAUCCCUCGUUCCCCUUUGGUAUUGGCACCUUGCCCAACGGCAUGCCUAACUUUCCCGCUGGGUUCUCAUUCCCUGACCCAACCAACUAA